AACAGGAAGGCGGACAUGUUGGCCAGGCUGCGUGUGAAAAUCGGGCACAGUCUGCGAUUGUUUUCCGAAAACUAAAACACACAACAGACCCCCGAUUUACAUUUACAUCCACUCUGGACAUCCGCAUCGGGACAGGAAACAGCAGUCAAUGACAGUGCCGGGGCCGCGGCGGAAGCGCUGCCGUUGACGCUGCAGCGACUCCGCGUUCAAACUCCGAAAUUUGGAAGAAGCAGAAGUUUUUUUUUCCCCUCUCCCACAACUUCUACUUUUGAGCUGUCAGAUUUGUUUUGUCGCUUGUCUGCAAAGGCCCCUGUCACCGAUACGGAAACUUGACCUGCAACGAGUCUUCUUUCACACAAGCUGAUCCUUUUUGUUUUUUUUUCUUUUUGAGAAGACAAUUGCAUUUACGUUUUAAUUACCUUUUGUUUCGAUGCGCCGACGUUUUAAGCCCUUAUCCUCCUAACUAAUCUGCCCCGUGGCCGCACUUAUCUCUCAAGUUGUCUUCCCUCAUCAUACUGGAGAAAACAAACUUAUCUUCCCCUUCACCCCGGAAAAUGUGGCGUGUUCAGGGCAACAUUAAAGGCUUCAUUUUCCGCCGGAGCUCGAGGAGAACGAUGCAUUUGGUCUGAAGUUGAGAGGAAGAAAGGAGCCGUCUAGCCCCCGCUGGCUGCUAAGGCUAAGCUCGCUCAGCCCGAACACUGAGCUGGUUUUGUUCACAACAACAGGACCCCGGGACUAAACGGCAAAAAAAUGUCGUCUGGGCAAAGCAUGGAGGCUCGAUUUGAAAAAAUCGAUGCCAUGCUGAAGGACCCGAAGUCGGAAAUAAACACGGAUUGUCUCCUGGAUGGCUUGGAUGCUCUGGUAUAUGACCUUGACUUCCCUGCCUUAAGGAAAAACAAGAGCAUUGACAACUUUUUGAAUAGAUACAAAGAAACCAUUAGUAAAAUUCGUGACCUGCGGAUGACAGCAGAGGACUAUGAAGUGGUUAAAGUUAUUGGAAGAGGCGCAUUUGGAGAGGUUCAGUUGGUAAGACACAAAGCUACAAGCAAAGUAUAUGCCAUGAAGCUGCUGAGCAAGUUUGAGAUGAUCAAGAGGUCAGACUCUGCUUUCUUCUGGGAAGAGAGGGACAUCAUGGCUUUUGCCAAUAGUGGAUGGGUUGUGCAGCUCUUUUUUGCAUUCCAAGACGACCGCUACCUCUACAUGGUGAUGGAAUACAUGCCUGGUGGCGACUUGGUGAACUUGAUGAGCAACUACGAUGUCCCUGAGAAGUGGGCCCGGUUUUACACUGCUGAGGUGGUCCUGGCUUUAGAUGGAAUCCACUCCAUGGGCUUCAUUCACAGGGAUGUGAAGCCUGAUAAUAUGUUGCUAGACAAAGCAGGUCAUCUAAAACUUGCAGACUUUGGGACCUGCAUGAAAAUGAAUAAGGACGGUAUGGUACGAUGUGACACAGCAGUAGGAACUCCAGACUACAUUUCACCUGAGGUACUAAAAUCACAAGGAGGAGAUGGCUAUUAUGGCAGAGAAUGUGACUGGUGGUCGGUAGGAGUGUUUCUGUAUGAAAUGCUAGUCGGCGAUACUCCGUUUUAUGCUGACUCGUUGGUGGGGACCUACAGCAAAAUUAUGAAUCACAAGAAUGCCCUGACCUUUCCGGAUGACAGUGACAUCUCCAAUGAUGCCAAGAAUCUCAUCUGCGCUUUCUUGACUGACAGGGAAGUUCGACUUGGACGUAAUGGUGUUGAUGAAAUCAAGAGACAUCCCUUCUUCAAGAAUGAUCAGUGGACGUGGGAGAACAUCAGAGAAACGGCUGCCCCUGUUGUGCCUGAACUGAGCAGUGACGUUGACACCAGUAACUUUGAUGAUAUCGAAGAAGAUCGGGGAGAGGAGGAGACCUUUCCCAUACCAAAGGCCUUUGUGGGCAAUCAGCUUCCCUUCGUUGGCUUCACAUAUUACAGUAACCAGCACCUUCUGCGCCGCUCUCCUUCAGCAAAGACUGGUGACAAACGUAGCACUUCCACAAAAGAAGACAAGAGUCAUCUGGAGAACCUCCAAAAACGAAUCUACCAGCUUGAAGAGCAGCUCCACAGUGAAAUGCAGCUUAAAGACGAGUUGGAACAGAAAUGCAGGGCAUCAAACACCAAGAUUGAGAGGAUCAUGAAAGAACUGGAUGAAGAGGCGAACCUGAGGAAGAGCACGGAAGGCAGCAUGUCUCUGCUGGAGAAGGACAAGAUUAUGCUGCAGCACAGAUUCACUGAGUACCAAAGAAAAGCUGACCAAGAGGCAGAGAAGAGACGCAAUCUGGAGAAUGAGGUGUCAACUUUGAAGGAGCAGCUUGAAGAUAUGAAGAAGAUAAGCCAGAACUCUCAAGCCUCAAAUGACAAGAUUGCCCAGCUUCAGAAUCAGCUGGAAGAGGCCAAUGACUUGCUUCGCGCGGAGUCGGACACAGCCGCGAGACUGAGGAAAAGCCACACGGAGAUGGCCAAGUCAAUGAGCCAGUUGGAGAACUUAAACCGGGAAUUGCAAGAGAGAAGUCGUGCAGCAGAUGGAGAGAAGGCACAGAUAGAAAAGGAGCUUCUGCUUCUUCAGAGCACCCUGGAUUCAGAACGAAGGAACUACAGUCAGGGUUCGGAGGAAAUCAGAGAGCUGCAAGCGAGAUUGGCUGGACUACAAGAAGACAACAAAAACUUGAAACUCAGUCUUUCCAAAGUGGAGACAGAACGCAAGCAGGCUCAGGAGAGGAGCAAUAACCUGGAGAAGGAAAAGAACAGCCUUGAGAUAGACCUGAACUACAAGCUGAAGACUUUGCAGCAGCGUCUGGAGCAGGAACAGACGGAGCACAGGGUGACGCGGGCACAGCUCACUGACAAAUACGAGUCUAUUGAAGAAGCCAAAUCAGCUGCCAUGAAUGCUGUUCAGCAGAAGAUGUCGGAGGAGAAUGGAGCCAGGAUGAGAGCAGAGAGUCGGGUCGUGGAAGUUGAAAAGCAGUGCUCGAUGCUGGAGUUCGACCUCAAGCAAUCCGUGCAGAAAAUGGAGCAGCUGAUGAAACAAAAGGAAAGGUUGGAAGAUGAGGUAAAGAAUCUCCGGAUACAAAUAGACCAAGAGUCGAACAAGCGCGUCCUAGCUCAGGGCGACCUGAAGAGCCGCACACAGGAGGUGGACCGUCUGAGGUGUUCAGAGAAGCAGCUCAAGCAGGAGAUCAACUCGGCACUAGAGACGAAACGCUCACUGGAGUUUCAGCUAGCACAGCUGACCAAGCAAUAUAGAGGCAACGAGGGACAGAUGAGGGAACUUCAAGACCAGCUUGAGGCUGAACAGUAUUUUUCAACACUUUACAAAACUCAGGUCAAGGAACUAAAAGAGGAGAUCGAGGAGAGGAACCGACAGGUACAAGAUGCACAAAAAAAGGUGCAGGAUUUGUGCAGUGAAAGGGACUCUCUGUCUGCCCAGCUGGACCUGACGGUAACUAAGGCUGAGUCAGAGCAGCUUGCUCGGGCGCUUCAAGAGGAGCAAUACUUCGAACUAAGUCAGGAGAACAAAAAAGCAGUAGCUAGGCAUAAGCAGGAUAUUGGGGAAAAGGAGACAACUAUCACACGUCUUGAGGAAUCAAAUAAAACUUUGACCAAAGAUGUGGAGAGCCUCAGCAAAGAGAAGAUGGAAUUGAGGGAGAAGCUGCGCGUUCAGGAGGAUGAAUAUUCAGAACAGAAGGAAGAGAUUACAAAUGCAAUCAAGGCCAACUAUGAGAAAAUCCUCAACACUGAGCGCACACUGAAAACUCAGGCCGUGAACAAGCUGGCAGAGAUUAUGAACAGGAAAGACAUGAAGCUCGACCAGAAGAAGAAAGGCAGUACAGCAGAUCUGCGGAAGAAGGAGAAGGAGAACCGCAAGCUUCAGCUGGAGCUGAAUCAGGAGAAAGAGAAGUUUAACCACAUGGCCAUCAAAUAUCAGAAGGAACUCAAUGAGAUGCAGGCGCAACUAGCAGAAGAAUGCACUUACCGCAACGAGCUGCAGAUGCAGCUGGACAGCAAGGAGAGCGACAUUGAGCAGCUUCGGGAGAAACUGAAUGAUUUGCAACAGCGGAUGGAUAACUCCAGCAUCACCAGCUUGCAAGCAGAUGAGACGGACAGUAACAUAGCAGAGUCAAGAUUGGAGGGCUGGCUUUCCAUUCCUAAUCGUGCUAAUAUCAAGCGAUAUGGAUGGAGGAAACAGUAUGUGGUGGUGAGCAGUAAGAAGAUUCUGUUCUACAAUGACGAGCAGGAUAAGGAGCAGUCCAACCCCUCGAUGGUACUAGAUAUUGACAAACUGUUCCAUGUGAGACCAGUUACACAAGGAGACGUCUACCGAGCUGAGACGGAGGAAAUACCUAGGAUAUUCCAGAUUUUGUAUGCUAAUGAGGGAGAGUGCAGGAAGGAGGUGGACAUGGAGGCGGUUCCUCAGGGCGACAAGACCAACUGUCUCCCACACAAAGGCCACGAGUUCAUCCCCACGCUGUAUCACUUCCCUUCAAACUGUGAGGCCUGCUCCAAGCCUCUAUGGCACGUCUUCAAGCCGCCACCGGCCCUGGAGUGUCGCCGCUGCCAUGUGAAGUGCCACAAAGACCACCUUGACAAAAAGGAGGAUGUUAUUGCUCCUUGCAAAGUAAAUUACGACGUGACCUCUGCCCGAGACAUGCUUCUACUGGCCCUGACCCAAGAUGAGCAAAAGAAGUGGAUUGGCCACCUUGGAAAGAAGAUUCCUAAGACUCCUCCAUCAACAUUUUCUAGAGCUUCACCUCGUUCUAUGUCCACUCGCUCUGGACCCAAUCAGUCCUUCCGCAAGAACCCUAAAAGCAAUACAGGAAAGCUGAGCAGAGCGCAGUCCAGCCUCCAAGCAGCAGACACAACAUCCAGCACUUGUUGACAGGAACUUCUUCAGAAGUCGAUGUUUUUUAGACUUUCCUCUACAGCUUUAAACCUGUCUAUUUAUUAAUUGUAUUGCUGGGUUUUUUUUGUUUUUUAACGCAAGACACUUCCUGGUUGGUUGGUUGCUUGGUUGGUUGGUUGGUUGACUCAUGGGCUCUGUGCAGUUGACACUUGGGGAUUUCUGAUUAACACUAAUGUGUUCUUGGGUUCGGUAACUAACUUUUUAGGUUACUUUGAAACUCUCCAUAAGAAAUGUCCAGAUUCAGGAUUAUUACCAUGUCUGUUCAACAUGUUGAAAGUUAUUCAUGCUGUCACAGUAUCUAUAAACUGGUUUCUCUGUAUGUAUUAACCUUGGUUACUAACCAAAGUAAAACUAAAGCUUUUCUUUUACUGGACACUGUCUCUUUUCUUUCUUUCAGCUAACCAUCUGAACGGUUGGGAUUUUUUUUCUGGACUCUAAACUUUCCCUCCAUCCACAUGCACAAAAAUGGGAAGCCUGUACUACAUUGGAUAUCUUAUUAAAAAGACAAAACAAACAUAACAAAAACCACAACAAACGUUGGACAAUUACAACCUAUAUCAGACAGAAGGCAUUGUGGACAUAAAAGGCCAAUUCCCUCUCUCCACAUUCAAAAAGAAAGCCGUUAUAACUAAGAAGAAAAA
Molecule: messenger RNA, 5558 nt
Organism: Cololabis saira (Pacific saury)
Lineage: Eukaryota; Metazoa; Chordata; Actinopteri; Beloniformes; Belonidae
Gene: rock1
Product: Rho-associated, coiled-coil containing protein kinase 1
Exons: 33
Coding region: 751-4893 (1380 amino acids)
Biological process (GO): peptidyl-threonine phosphorylation; cortical actin cytoskeleton organization; embryonic morphogenesis
Cellular component (GO): cytoplasm; cytoskeleton
Molecular function (GO): Rho-dependent protein serine/threonine kinase activity; small GTPase binding; ATP binding
Source: RefSeq, a predicted model, not a curated record